AUGGCCUGGGCCGACCAGUGCACAGGUCUCCAGGGCUUCCUGGUCUUCCACAGCUUUGGAGGCGGCACUGGUUCUGGGUUCACCUCCCUGCUGAUGGAGCGUCUGUCCGUUGACUAUGGCAAGAAGUCCAAGCUGGAGUUCUCCAUCUACCCUGCUCCUCAGUAUGCCCGUGGGCACUACACCAUUGGGAAAGAAAUCAUCGACCUGGUUCUCGACAGGAUCCGCAAGCUGGCCGACCAGUGCACAGGUCUCCAGGGCUUCCUGGUCUUCCACAGCUUUGGAGGUGGCACUGGUUCUGGGUUCACCUCCCUGCUGAUGGAGCGUCUGUCCGUUGACUAUGGCAAGAAGUCCAAGCUGGAGUUCUCAAUCUAUCCUGCUCCUCAGGUCUCCACCGCAGUGGUGGAGCCCUACAACUCCAUCCUGACCACCCACACCACCCUGGAGCACUUGUACCGUGGGGACGUGGUUCCCAAAGAUGUCAAUGCUGCUAUUGCCACUAUCAAAACCAAGCGUAGCAUCCAGUUUGUGGACUGGUGCCCAACUGGCUUCAAGGUUGGUAUCAACUACCAGCCUCCCACUGUGGUUCCUGGCGGUGACCUGGCCAAGGUGCAGCGGGCUGUGUGCAUGCUGAGCAACACAACAGCUGUUGCCGAGGCCUGGGCUCGUCUGGACCACAAGUUUGACCUGAUGUAUGCCAAGCGUGCCUUUGUUCACUGGUACGUAGGGGAGGGGAUGGAGGAAGGCGAGUUCUCGGAGGCGCGGGAGGACAUGGCUGCCCUAGAGAAGGAUUACGAAGAGGUGGGGGCGGAUAGCGUUGAGGGCGAGGACGAAGGAGAAGAGUAUUAACUUGCCUCGUCUCUUCCCUGUGCUGUCACUUCAGUUCUGUUUUCUCUGUUCCUGUAAAACUCUCCACUGUCCUGUAGCCAUUAAAAGUGCUCUUCCUA
Messenger RNA from Chrysemys picta bellii (western painted turtle), 944 nucleotides. The record is from RefSeq and is a predicted model, not a curated record. NCBI's taxonomy places the organism in Eukaryota, Metazoa, Chordata, Testudines, Emydidae.